AUGGGUAAAGGUGGAUUUGGAGAACGUGGUGGCCGUGGCGGUGGUGCCCGUGGUGGUUUCCGUGGCGGUCGUGGUGGUGGCCGUGGUGGUUUCGGUGGUGGUGGAUUCAAUCAAGGCCCUCCUGCUGAGGUUGUCCCCAUGGGUGCCUUUGUUCACGCUUGUGAGGGUGAGAUGGUUUGCAAAUCGAUCAACCCCAAGAUCCCCUACUUUAAUGCACCCAUUUUCCUCGAAAACAAAUCUCAAAUUGGCAAGGUUGAUGAAAUUUUAGGUCCCUUGAAUGAAGUGUAUUUUACUGUCAAGAUGCAAGAAGGCAUGAUUGCCAAGUCUUUCAAGGCUGAUGACAAGGUCUUUAUUGGUACCGACAAACUCUUGCCCCUUGAGCGUUUCUUGCCCAAGCCCAAGGUUGUUGGAAAAGUUGGUAAGCCUACUGGUCAACAAGGCCGUGGUGGUGCUGCUCGUGGUGGUCGUGGUGGAUCAUCUCGUGGAGGUGGCCGUGGUGGUUUUGGCGGCGGUCGUGGUGGAUCUCGCGGUGGCCGUGGUGGAUUCGGCGGUGAUCGUGGAGGUCGUGGAGGAUUUGGAGGUGGCCGUGGCGGUGGUCGCGGUGGAUUUGGUGGUGGCCGUGGUGGUCGCGGUGGCUAUUAG
Molecule: messenger RNA, 642 nt
Organism: Mucor velutinosus
Lineage: Eukaryota; Fungi; Mucoromycota; Mucoromycetes; Mucorales; Mucoraceae
Exons: 4
Coding region: 1-642 (213 amino acids)
Biological process (GO): ribosome biogenesis; snoRNA guided rRNA pseudouridine synthesis
Cellular component (GO): box H/ACA snoRNP complex
Molecular function (GO): box H/ACA snoRNA binding
Source: RefSeq, a predicted model, not a curated record